AAAAUAAUUUCAUUUUUUAACCUCUUCUUCAUUUUUCUCUCUUUUUUUCCUUACAUAUUUCCUCAACUGAGAGAGAAACACAGGCAUUGAGAUUUUUUGUGGGUUAUUUUUUUGUUUGAUGAAGAAGAAGAAUUCAAAUUGAUUCUUUUGAUUCUUCUUCUUCAUCAAUCUAUACACAUUUUUGUUGUCUCUUUAACCCACAAGAGAUUCUCUUUGUCUUUUAAUUCUUGAUUAUUUUUGCCGACAUUCUUGAUUAUUGUUUCACCUCAGUUUGGCUUGAGUUGAACAACCCACAAAUCUUGUUACACCUCAUUGUAAUCUUUCUUCUUUUUUGUCAAGAUAUUUGGAUAAUAUUUACCAACUACCCUUUUUCCAGAUUAUUGUAAUUUAGCUAAUUUCAAGAAAUCAAGAAGAGCCCAUCUCAAUCUUACUAAGAUAUCGUUAUAUAAUCCAUAAUUGACAGCUGUUUAGAGUCACCCUUUGUUAUCAAUUCAAACAAGACCAUUAUUAGCCUCUUGCUUCUUUCGGAUUCUCACAUAUUGAUUUUUAUUUGAGUUCCAUCUAAAUUAUCUAUUUUCGAGCUGAGGGUUUCCAUCAGUUUUCUCAACGAGACCCGCCAGAUUAAACACUGGUGGGUUUCGUUGAGUAAAUUAAUUUUUUCAUCUAUUUGAAACCUAUUCGUUUAAAUACGGGUGGGUUUCAUCGGGUAAAUUAAAAGGAAAAAAAAUAAAUCUUUCCGACAAUAGAUUGGUCGAAUUUUAUUUAAAGAAAAGUUGGUUUUCCACUAUAGAAGCCAAGUUUCCCAUCUAUCCAAUAACAAAAAGAAAGGAUGACAAUUCUUUUCUUCUUCAUCACUUGUUUAUCAUUCCUCAUCUUUUACAAGUCUCUUACUCUACAACUACUCCCUCCAUGGGCUUAUGAAAUGAGACUAGUAGGCAUCAAACUCUGGAGAACCUUGUCUUUCACUCAACUUGCAAGUUACAUAAAGAUCAACUUCUACUUUUUGGCAAGAAUGACCAAGUCCUCUAGUAGAACCAUCUCAAGUGAUCCCAAGUUUGAGCUUCUUGAUUCCGAGAUCCAAGAGGACAUGAUGUCCCUGCUAGAUUUGCCAGACUUAGCAUUGGAAUGCAUUCUCGAAAAGCUUCCACCAGAUGGGCUAACCAGAGUGUCAAGUGUUUGUACUUCUCUGAGAACUACAUGUAUGAGCAAUCACUUGUGGGAGAAACAUAUGAAGCAAAAAUGGGGAAAUGUGAUCGGCCCGGCUGCUUAUAGAGAGUGGCAAUGGCAUGUUGCCACAAGAAAUGAGUUUGGUUUUCUUGAUCAGGGAAAUGAAAGAGGCUUUUUCGGGUUUUUACAGAAGACAUGGCCUUGGCCUCUAUUGUUUAGUAGAGGUAAAAAUACAGGAAUCAAUAGUACUAAGAAGAAGAAUUCAACAAGAAGUUGCUACUCUGCGCCAGCUGAUUCGGUCAUGGCCUGGUACAUGGCUCUUGAAACUGGCAAGUUUUGGUUCCCUGCUCAGGUUUACAACAGAGAGAAUGGACAUGUUGGGUUCAUGUUGUCUUGCUAUGAUGCUGAACUUUGCUAUGAUUCUCGUACGGAUACUUUCCAAGCCAGGUAUCCACCCCAUGGGAGGAGGCCAGUGGCAAUAGAAAAUGGAGUGACAUGGGAUAGAUUAAGGGCAGCACCAAUAGAUAAUUCCCCACAUGAUCUGCACAUCUCUGAAUGUUUAAAUGAGCUGCACCCUGGUGAUCACAUUGAGAUUCAGUGGAGAAGGAAUAAAGAGUUUCCUUAUGGAUGGUGGUAUGGUGUUGUAGGGCACUUGGAAUUGUGUGAUGGGAAUCAAAAUUAUUGCAGAUGCUUUGAAAGUGACAUGGUCGCGCUCAACUUCAACCAGUACACUCCUGGUUCGCGGUGGAGGCAAACGACAGUGAGCCGGAAGCAUCAUCGCGAAGAAGGAAAUGGGGCUGAUGGAUUUUAUGGUGGAAUCCGAAAACUAAAAACCUCGAAUGAAAUCUCAACGUGGAAGAGACUUUGGCCUGUCGAUGUCUUGGAAUAAUCGGCAACUUUAGUCCAUACAAAGAAAACAUAAUGUGCCGGAUUCUGUUCAGAUGACUAGUAAAAUUGUAUACUUGGGCUUUCCUGAUUUUUUUUUCUUGUUUAUAGUAGUUCGUAGAAAGCAGAAAUGGGUUCUUAUUAUUCCCUCGCUGUGUAUACUUCCCACAUAAUGUUUUAUCACGGUGGAGAAUUUUUUAGGACAAAAGGAAGGAGAUUAUAAAGAAAUGAAAUUUCGGCAAAUGACUUGGA
This is a messenger RNA of Daucus carota subsp. sativus, 2304 nucleotides long. Its product is annotated as F-box protein At2g32560. Lineage: Eukaryota; Viridiplantae; Streptophyta; Magnoliopsida; Apiales; Apiaceae. The coding region runs from base 830 to 2056 and encodes 408 amino acids. Gene Ontology annotation, molecular function: protein binding. The record is from RefSeq and is a predicted model, not a curated record. The transcript has 5 exons.